AUGGGUUCCAGUGCAUCAGCAGUAAGCGAGAUCCCAGGAGCUGAUCUCCGCCUUCCGAGCUCUGGGUUGCGCUUCACUGCAACCCAUCUUAGGAGUCUAAAUGCCUACGUUGACACGUUGUAUGAGGAAGACCAAAAAGGUCGUAUGUCAGUGGAAACGGAGAUGACGGUGGAAGCUCUAGUUCAGAGGAUAGUGGAUGGUGCUGGACAGAGAGAUCCUCGCUUCAGAUGCAGCCAUUUAAUAGCGUUACAUCGCGGAAAGAGAAUGCGUUCGCGAUCUCUAGAAUACCUGGUAACGAUAGAUGCUCUUCCACCUUUAAACACAGACGAUGCUUGUCGUCUGCAAGAAGGUCCUGUGGGUUAUGGAAAGGUGAGGCUUUCUGGACGUGAAGCAGACCAAUGGUCGGAGUUUCUUACUGCCGCUGGAUAUCUGUGUAGGGAUAAAGUAGUAGAGAGAUGGGUGCAGCUUCUAGCGCGCUGUGCACAGGCGCGUGGCGGAGGCGCGUCUCGAGUUCUCUGCGCCCGCGCACAUCAACACGCACAGCCCUACUCGUAUUGCUAUAUUGAAACAUCACAGAAAACGUCAACAGAACGCCGGUUAGCCAUAGUGGAGGGGGCAGCUUGGGUCAUGCUAAGAGUAGGAGCUGGUGAAGCCGAAGCCAAGCUGAUGCUAGGCUGUCGCGUGGGCGGCUGCAGCCCACACGCUUAUACCAGUUCGGUGCCCAUAACGCAUCCACUCGCACUACUGCAUUAUAAGGCUGCUGUAGGGGGCUAUUACGCAGUGGCUGUCGGCCCCCCUUCAUCCAUGGUAUGCGCUGAACGCUCAUCCACUUGGCAACUGUGGCAUCCAUCAUUGGAAGCAGUUUUAGAUUCCCACUGUGCUGAGUUCUCCAAUGUGGGGAGACUAGCUGGGGCUCUAAAUGUCUUGGUGGACAAGAUGAGGGAGGGAUGCUAUGAGGGUUCCCUCCAACUAUUGAGUCGUUAUGCAGCAAGUUGCGCUCUACGGCGCCGCCUCUACAAAUGCUCUAAGUACAGAAGCGUAGCAGCCAGGGCUUUUCUAUCAACCCACAUUUCCUAUCACCUUCUGUUAAUUUUAGAUGAUUUGCUUCAAGUGUGUUCUGGCGGUGGUGUGGUCGGGUUUAUAUACCCUUUGGAGAAAAGUUGCCUCGUUCGUCGGGCAGCAAGAGAUACUAAUUGGACAGCUGACGUCACAGCACUCACGCGCUGCUUGCAAUACUUACAUAGGAUCACUGUUGAUGAAGACAUUCCUCCAUCACCAUCUGAAGCAUUGGAGUUAUCAUUGUUCACACGCUGGGAGAGACUGUCUCACGAAUCCAGAUGCACUGGAGCCAGCAGUUACACAAAGAGGCAGUUGCGAUACCUGAAUAGGGUGGUUUGUGAGUUGGUGCGGUGCAAAAGAUCUGUGGAAAGCCACAGUACAUUUCGGGCUAAUCUGAUUCAGGCGACGUCCAUUCAUCUCGAAUCUAUCGAGGACCUGAUACACAUAAUGGCCAUAAUUCUGGACCAAGCGAGGGACGCUUACAUGAAUAAUGUUCACAGCAGAACUGUUGGGGAAUUCGAAAGGAGUUUGACCACUUAUAGAUCGAAGAAGUGGAAUAAGCUAAAGGAUUACUACGAUGCAUCAUCGGCCUGUCUGAUCGAUGCAGUUAGACGAGACAAAGAGCCAAGAGAAGAAGAUAUUAGCGAGGAUGCUGCCCUGAUGAGAACUGUUUUGCAGUGGCUUUAUAAAGGUGCCAAAGAAGAUAAAAAAUAUCUAGGGCCAGUUUUGAAGCCAUACCUAGAUGAGCUCUUCGUGUCGUCAUUGGAGAACUCUUGGUUCUUGGAAGACUUUGAUGCGACUACAAGUGUUUUAGAAGUCGAGGGUCUAAAGGAGUACUGUGCCGGAGUACACGAAGGGCUGAUUGAGCCGAGGAAGGGAAUUCUGGAUGCCGCAAAGAAGCACGCUUGGGCUAAAGCGAUUGUGGAUUUCGUAGAGAGACAUCGUCUUAUUGAUUUCCGCCUAAUAUUCCCAACAGGCGACGGACUAGCUGUGUCCUAUCCUUUGAAGCUUCCUUCUAGAACAGAGCACGCUUCUUCUAGAACGUUAACUUUACACAGAAGAGACAAGGCAGAAGCAAAGUUGAGAUUGGCGAAACGGUGUGUCGUAAAUGCUUUUAACGACGUGCUUGUGGGAAAACGGUUUCAAUCAAAACGCAAGUCCCACCACGGCAGUACCGACGAGAUAUUGGCCAGCGUGAAAAACGGAAACUUUUGGAGAACCACCAAACCGGACAUUAUUCCCUCAACUUCGAAUUCCCUAGAACUUCCGAAACUCAGGCGCAAGCAGCGUCCAGCGACGAUAUAUGGCUUUCCCGAGAUUUCUAUCACCAACCAGUCAGAUCUCAAAACAAUGAGACGCAAAUACCACACGCUGAAGAGCUUGGUCUACUCAGAGCAAGUGGAUGUGAAAGAGAUGAGACGAAGACCGCGCUCAGCUGGGUCUUCUAUGAAGAAUAAAGAGCCGUUGAGCAGACCUAGUCUUCUGGAGACUCUCGAUUUCAUUAAUAGCGUCAAAGAUGCACUUUGUGUAGAAGAAUCAGGAGCUUCUGACCUGGAGGACAAUGGCUGGUGUAUAGAAGAUGAAUGGGUCCUCAAUCAAGUAACUCCACUAAAUAUGAUAAUAACGAGUGAGAAACGAACAUUGCAUCUGCUUUUGGCUGAUAUUGUAUUGUGUGCGCUAAGAAGAGGUUGCUUUACGAUGCUACAAGAGUUAUGUAUAUUUCUGGACGAAGCUAGCGAAGGAGCACUGUUCGCAUUGCAUCGACUAUCGAGAGCUGCUAGAGCAAGAAGUAGCGAACGAACUAAUAGUACAUGGAAGCUGCCAGAGCCUCAGUUCCCGCAGAUAAGCCAAUAUAGAAUAAGACCACCUGACUAUUUCUCUGGGGAUGAAGCGACCCAGCCUCCACCUAUACCUAGACGAUCUACUUCUAAUGAGAUCAUCAAACGCUACGACUGUUCACCAAAAGCUACAGAUAUCACCGCUCCAUCACCGACUGGCAUCAUCAAUCCGAUAUACGACAUCAAACUACCAAAGGACAAAUUUGUUAAGAGAACUAAAUCCCUUAACCGGACGUCUAGUGUCAAAAGUGAAAUUAGCGUUACUCUCCGUAGAAAUAAAACGAAUGAUAUACAAAAUGUAAUUGAUGUUAGCAAUGAUAAUGGUUUUGAUAUGAAGAAACACUUCCUACAGAGAACUCCUCUCUUAUUGGAGAUUGUUUCAAGAGCCCACACCACGCCAUUUCAGUGCGGUUUGGUUGGUCUCGACGACUACCGGCCAUAA
This is a messenger RNA of Leptosia nina, 3339 nucleotides long. The record is from the annotation of a GenBank genome assembly. Lineage: Eukaryota; Metazoa; Arthropoda; Insecta; Lepidoptera; Pieridae.